AUGACAGAGGCUCUCAACAACAUGUCCCAAGGCCUAAUCUUAAGGUCUGCUAAAUUCAACUCACAUGCAGAUCUUACUUGCGCGAUAGAAAUCACCGCCAGCGUUGUCGAGCAAACGCCAGAAGCAGAUGCCAGGCUAGGUAGGAUGCUUAUUACCCUAAGCCGAGCACACAUUCUCGAGCAAGAUAAUUAUGAUUACGAAAGCUCAGACUUGAACACUGGCUUAGAGAUUGCCGAGAGAGCGCUGCAAGUAACACCAAUUGGCAGCAUUGACCGAGCUAGAGCAUUGCAUGAGCACGCUAUUUGGGCACACUGGGACGAGGACCUCGAUCAGGCAAUUGAAGAUACUGAGAACGCCUUGACUCAUACCCCUGACCUGAGCAAAGCAGACAAACAGCUAUUUUAUCACUCCUUGGCCAUGUGGUUGGGAUACCGAUUUCAAAGGGCGGAGCAGCCCCAAGACGAUGACUUACGCAGGGCUGUGGAAUGUGCGCAGAGAGCUAUACAUGGCAUGUCAAAGAAGAAUCCAAGAUACCCUAAUGCGCUUCACACAUUGACUUUUUGGUUGAAGACGACUGCUUCAAAGUAUCCUGAAAAGUCAGAAUAUUUACGUCAGGCAAUUGAGGUGGCUGAAGAGGCAAAUGGACUUAGGCUACCCACUGAAGCCUAUAGUCAUAUGUAUCUCCGUGAGCUAUCUGAAUGUUUGCUCAUGCGCUAUGAGCGUGGGCGUAACACGAAGGAUCUCGAAGAUGCUCGUGAGCUUAUAGAGGAGGGUUUGCAAACAACUAUAGAAACAUUUCCCUUGUAUUGCAGAUUCCUCUAUCUCAUGGAAGUAGUGGAGGGGUUUGAAGAGGAAGUACAAAAGGGUGAAAUGAUAGAUAGCAAUCCCUCGGAUCUCAAUUCUUGA
Molecule: messenger RNA, 906 nt
Organism: Aspergillus vadensis CBS 113365
Lineage: Eukaryota; Fungi; Ascomycota; Eurotiomycetes; Eurotiales; Aspergillaceae
Exons: 1
Coding region: 1-906 (301 amino acids)
Molecular function (GO): protein binding
Source: RefSeq, a predicted model, not a curated record